UCUCUCUUCAUGGCAAGAUAAGAAAAGCCCUCUUGGAAGGAAAGGAAAAAAAAUGGUGAGAGAGAGAAGGGAGAGAAGGGUUCAUAACCGGCGUUACAGGGGAGUGAGGAUGAGAAAGUGGGGAAAAUGGGUAGCAGAAAUAAGGCAACCAAACAGUAGAAAUAGAAUAUGGUUAGGUUCAUAUAAUACCGCAGAGGAAGCAGCAAGAGCAUAUGAUGCUGCUGUUUUAUGUUUACGUGGGCCUUCGGCGACGUUUAAUUUUCCAUCGAAUGUACCGGAAAUUCCUGCAACGACAGAGAUAAUGCCUCCCGCGCAGAUUAGGGAGGUUGCUUUUAGGCAUGCAAGAAGGGGGAGUACUUUGGAAGCUGCAGAGAGGAUUGUGGAAUCUGGGUUGUUUGAAGGGCCGUCUGGGAUGAGUGGAGAGGUUUAUCUGGGUGGCGAAGGCGAUGGGGCGGAAAAUUUAGAGGGAGUUUCGAGUGGGGUAUGUUAUCAAACAUCUGGUGUGUGGACAGUUUAAGUUUGUUUGAGGUGCUUCUUCUUCUUCUUCUUUACUGUCCCGUGACUUGGGAGUGUCGAUUGAGCUGAUAGAAUUAAUUGACAUAGAGAGGAAAGUUUUGGUCGAAGGAAUUGAUUGGAAAUUUUGGUUGAUACAUGUUGGGUCUACCUUUUUCUUUGAUGUAAAAAAGAAAAAAAAAAGGGAAAAUGAUAAUAAUAGUUUUUUUUUUUUAAUGAAAUAACCAUCUUUCUAUGGCAAAAGAAGAGGGUGCUUGCUCUUGAUAUCAGAUUUUCAUUUCAUUUCAUUAUUAUUAUUUUUUAAAAGUUGAUUAGGAGACAAGGAAAGGAGAUGAUUAGUGUUUCUUUAAUGAUUAAAAGAGCUUUUUAACGUAACAAAA
This is a messenger RNA of Populus trichocarpa (black cottonwood), 893 nucleotides long. Its product is annotated as ethylene-responsive transcription factor ERF016. NCBI's taxonomy places the organism in Eukaryota, Viridiplantae, Streptophyta, Magnoliopsida, Malpighiales, Salicaceae. The record is from RefSeq and is a predicted model, not a curated record. Gene Ontology annotation, molecular function: DNA-binding transcription factor activity; DNA binding. Gene Ontology annotation, biological process: regulation of DNA-templated transcription. The transcript has a single exon. The coding region runs from base 53 to 517 and encodes 154 amino acids.